AUGGACGGACAAGGUCCAGAUUUCCACUGGCCUACUUACUGGCCAUCCGCGACAAAACUCAGAGGACUUCAUCCCCAGUUCACGAAGUCUGUGUGUGACCACAUGAUAGACGAAAUCCUGGCUGUCCUUCCGAUCGUAGAGGAGAGCAAGAUAUCUAACAUCCGUGCGAUGCGUAUACCUGCUCUUGUGGCCUUCAUGGUUCCCCAUUCCACCAGCUAUGAGCGACUGACCAUACUUUGCAAAUGGUUCACUUGCCUACAGCUCUUUGAUAACCUAUUCGAUGAUCCUUGGUUCAGUGAUGAAAAGUUACCACGUUUGGAGAAGGGACUUGACAGCCUACCAAAUGAUCUUAGACACCUGGCCACCCAGGGUCAGCUUACCGAUGGAACAGCCUACCCAGAAUAUGUGCACUAUGUCCGAGGGGUGUUAGCUGAAAUGUUCCGUCUCAGCCCGAGGAAAGACCAGUUGCUCCGUGCGGCCGACUACUUAGAAAGGGCAAUCGCGGCAGCACAUUCGAGAGAUGGCUCGAGCAAGAUGUCGGAUGAUCUGGAGCAGUGGAAGCAAUGUCGGGUCGAUCGCACUGGCAUGUUCCUGCUGUUUCACUGGAUGGAGUUCGCACUGGAUCUCCACAUCCCGGACGAGGUUUGGGAGGAUCCUACCAUGCAGGUGCUCAUGGAUGAGGCUUGUCUUCAGAUUGGCGUUGUCAACGACCUAUACUCCAUAUCUAAGGAGAUAUUCUCGAACGACUGCCGAGUAGAUUCACGGAGUGUCAACUGUGUGGCGUGGCUUAUGCGUGGAACGGGUGAAAGCUUGCAGGAGGCUGUCGAUCGAUGCUGGGACUACGCUCAUCACCUAGAAGACUCUGUCGUUCACGCUGCAAUCGUCGUCAAGAGCCGGUUCAGGCAGAACAAAGCCAUCUCCCAGGUCGUUGACGCGAUUGUAUACUCCCUCCAAGGGCCUUGGGCAUACCAAAUGUCAACCGCGCAGCACUGUCUCAAGUUUCUGCGUGUCUCUCAGCCUGUGCCAACACCUGAAGGACUCAAACCGGCAACCUUAGACGGCAGUAAGCUGCCUUUCGUAGUACUUGGAGGCGACCGACUUUUGUCAGACUGGUUGAUUGCAUCGGCCGCGAUCUGA
Aspergillus saccharolyticus JOP 1030-1 is the source of this 1137-nucleotide messenger RNA. Its product is annotated as terpenoid synthase. The transcript has 3 exons. Bases 1 to 1137 code for a protein of 378 amino acids. Lineage: Eukaryota; Fungi; Ascomycota; Eurotiomycetes; Eurotiales; Aspergillaceae. The record is from RefSeq and is a predicted model, not a curated record.